ACUGUCCAAGUGCUCUUCAUUUCUCCAUCUUUCUUUCUCUCUCCGCUAAAUUUGGCGCCACCAUGGCCACUUCUCUCUUAACCGCCCCAUAUACAAAGGGACGACAGACCCACUUAGAGAGAGUGAUGAAAUGGCAGGGCAUUCUCAUUCUCUCUCUACCCUUCUUUGUUUAACAGAAGAAGAAGAAGAAGAUACAAUCUUUCAAGAAAAAGAUUCAAUCUUUCAAGAUGAGUUGUUGUUGGGUUUUUCCGGCGCCGGCGCCGGCGACAUUGACGAUGAUGAAUAUCUACAGAUAUUGCUAGAGAGAGAAGAAACAAGCUAUGGACUUGAUCAAUCUUCUUCAACCAUUCCGAUCCAUGAUUGGAUCAAAUGUGCAAGAUUAAAUGCCAUUUCAUGGAUUCUCAAAGCAAGAGAACUUAUGGGAUUUCAGUACCAAACAGCAUACUUAUCGUUGACUUACUUGGAUCGGUUUCUUUCAAUGCGAUUCAUUGAUAGUGAUAAGCAAUGGGCGAUUGAAUUACUGUCGGUGGCAUGUCUAUCUCUUGCGGCUAAGAUGGAAGAAUACAAAGCUCCACUCUUAUCUAGUUUUCCUGCCCAAGAUUGCAUCUUUGAAAACAGAUUCAUUCAGAGAAUGGAACUUCUGGUUUUGACCACAUUGGAAUGGAGAUUAACUUGCGUUACUCCAUUUUCUUAUCUUGUUCAUUUCUUUAAAGAUCUUCAAAGAGAUGAUCCAUCAUCUCCAAAGGAUGCUCUGUCCAGAGCCGCAUCACUCAUUUUGUCCGCCACCAAAGAUUCAAAUUUGAUUCGAUAUCGACCGUCUGUUAUAGCUGGAGCAGCUACAUUGACAGUUUUCUAUCAGAAAUUGACAAGACCUGAUCUGGAAGCUAAGAUCAUCGAUAACAACAAUAAUGCAGUUUCCUUGUUUCGGGUUAUUCAAAUUGAGGAUCUACAUUCCUGCUAUGUCCGAAUGCAGGAGAUUUACAUGGAGAGAAUAUCGAUGGCAUCAUCUAAUUCAACAACGCCUGCUCAAUUUCUUCAUACUUCUCUCUCUGAUCCUCCUCCUUCUUCCAACAAUAAAAGGAAAAGGCUUACGUUUGAUCAAAACAAGUCCAGUACUGAUAAGAAAUCUUCAUAGAAGGAUUGUCGGCGUGUUUUUUUUUUUUUUUUUCUGGGUUUGAUGGCAUUUCCAUAUAUAUAUAUAUAUAUAUAUAUACUAUGGAUUAAGGGUGGUUUGUAAGAAAGAAGAAGGAGGAGGAAGAAGGAAACCCUUAUUUCCAAAACAAAACAAAACAAAACCAUAAAAACAUAGGGAGUUGAUAAGUUUAUAACCUUUGAAUUUGGAUCAAAUCUAAAACCCUAAACAUAAAAAUCAAAACUUUGGUUUGAUUAAUGAUAUAUUUUAUCCCUUUGUAAU
Molecule: messenger RNA, 1414 nt
Organism: Impatiens glandulifera
Lineage: Eukaryota; Viridiplantae; Streptophyta; Magnoliopsida; Ericales; Balsaminaceae
Product: cyclin-D5-1-like
Exons: 5
Coding region: 131-1135 (334 amino acids)
Biological process (GO): regulation of cyclin-dependent protein serine/threonine kinase activity; mitotic cell cycle phase transition
Cellular component (GO): cytoplasm; cyclin-dependent protein kinase holoenzyme complex; nucleus
Molecular function (GO): cyclin-dependent protein serine/threonine kinase regulator activity
Source: RefSeq, a predicted model, not a curated record